Messenger RNA from Melanotaenia boesemani (Boeseman's rainbowfish), 1242 nucleotides. RefSeq names its product retinol dehydrogenase 10. Lineage: Eukaryota; Metazoa; Chordata; Actinopteri; Atheriniformes; Melanotaeniidae. Gene Ontology annotation, molecular function: oxidoreductase activity, acting on the CH-OH group of donors, NAD or NADP as acceptor. Bases 1 to 951 code for a protein of 316 amino acids. The transcript has 5 exons. The record is from RefSeq and is a predicted model, not a curated record. Gene Ontology annotation, cellular component: lipid droplet.
AUGAUUUUUCUAAUGGAUCUCCAGAUGAUGCUGCUGGAUGUAAUUUACUUCAUCCUGCGCAACUCUGUACGGGUCAUCAUGCGUCCCCGCACCAAGCCUAUUGACGGUGAGCUGGUGCUGAUCACUGGAUCAGGAGGUGGCCUGGGUCGUCUCUUUGCUCAAGAAUUCACCAAGCACGGAGCAGAUGUGGUGCUAUGGGAUGUUAAUAGCAGCUCCAAUGAGCAGACAGCCAAGCUGGUGCAUGAGAUGGGUGGUAAGGCGUACACUUACACUGUGGAUGUGACCAACCGGGAAGAUGUGUACCGCAAAGCAGAGCUUGUAAGAAAAGACCUGGGCCGGGAUGUUACAAUACUGGUGAACAAUGCUGGCGUGGUGGCUGGGCAGAGCAUUUUAGACUGUCCUGAUGAACUGAUGGAGAGGACUAUGAAAGUCAACUGUCAUGCCCUCUUCUGGACAGUGAAGGCCUUCCUCCCACAAAUGAAAGCCCAGAAUCACGGACACAUCGUGACCAUCGCCAGCGUACUCGGCCUCUUCAGCACAGCUUGUGUCGAGGACUACUGCGCCAGUAAGUUUGCUGCAGUGGGCUUCCAUGAGUCUCUGGCCCAUGAGUUGCUGGUUGAGGAGGUUCAAGGUGUGAAGACUACUUUAGUCUGUCCCUACAUUGUGGACACAGGCAUGUUUGAGGGCUGCAAGAUUCGGGAGGAAGCGGAACUGUUCUUACCCCCACUGGAGCCCCAGUACUGCGUCGAACAAGCAAUGAACGCCAUCCUGGUAGACCAACCGCUGGUGUGCAUCCCCCGCCUCACCUACCUGCCAUUCCUGUCCAGAGCAUUGUUGCCAUGGGAAUCCAAUGUGGCUGCCUAUCGUUUCUUGGGUUCGGACAAGUGCAUGUUUCCCUUCAUUAAUAACAGGCAGCAAAGAACGACUAACAGCUCUGUUCAGGUUGCAUAAGCUUACAGUGGUGCACUGACCGGAGUCACCGCCAUAAAACAACAUGCAAUUAAAAGGUUUAUUUAUAUCAAAUUAAAAACAGGACUGCCUGUUAAGUAUGAUUAAGUUGCUGGUUAAAAAUACUGUCAGGGAUUUUAGAUUUGUAGGCUUUUCAUUCAGAAACCUGUACUAGGUGACUACUCAGCCAAGGAGUUAUCAGAACAAAAGAAGUUUUCUGUAAUGUUCAGAUGAAGUUUAAAGUCCAUUUUAAAGUGUUUUCAUCAUUAACUUAAGAAAUGGCCAAACAGUUAA